Messenger RNA from Prunus dulcis (almond), 552 nucleotides. RefSeq names its product ATP synthase subunit epsilon, mitochondrial. Gene Ontology annotation, molecular function: proton-transporting ATP synthase activity, rotational mechanism. The record is from RefSeq and is a predicted model, not a curated record. Lineage: Eukaryota; Viridiplantae; Streptophyta; Magnoliopsida; Rosales; Rosaceae. The transcript has 2 exons. Gene Ontology annotation, cellular component: mitochondrial inner membrane. Bases 64 to 276 code for a protein of 70 amino acids. Gene Ontology annotation, biological process: proton motive force-driven mitochondrial ATP synthesis.
AUUGAAGGUGGGUCGUCUAGGUCACAUUGACUGUCACACAGAGAGAGCGAAAGAAAGAAGACAAUGUCGUCGAACGCAGCGGUGCCGUUUUGGCGUGCGGCCGGUAUGACUUACAUCACCUACUCAAACAUCUGUGCGAAUCUGGUUCGGAAUUGCCUCAAGGAGCCUUACAAGACCGAAGCAAUAUCUCGCGAGAGGGUACACUUUGCCGUCUCCAAGUGGACCGAUGGCAAGCCUGAGACGCCCACUAUCCGUACGGACACACUUGAUAAUUGAGUUGAAAAAUAUUGGAUUGCUCAUGCCCUUGGGUUACACAGAUGCUUUCUUCCUUUUGUUGUCGCUUUGAUAGAUGUGAUUAUAUCGGGUCUUUGAUGCCCAAAACUUUCAGACCUGGAUUGUAUUCUGUGUUUCUGCAUGAUCUUUCUGUUAUAAUAAUGAUGUACUGACACUGAUGAAGUGUCUGAUAGCUCAAUUUUAUAAGUUCCUCCAUCUGCAUUUCAUUUGGACGAUUUGGAGAAUACUUAUUCAUUGACUUGUCCUGUUGCCCAUUAA